AUGUCUGAGAUUACUAGUAAAGAGUCUGGAGCAAACCCCUCUGAAUUAUAUGGGACAUUUACAUGGAAGAUUGAGAGAAUUUCAAAAUUAAGUAAUCGAGAGAUCGGUAGCAAUGUUUUCGAAGUUGGUGGGCACCAAUGGUCUACUUUAGUUAAUCCAAAAGGCUGUGAAGUACCAACCCAUCUCUCUUUGUUUCUCUGUGUUGCAAACUGCAAUAAACUUCUUCCAUCCAGUCAUUUUGCUCAGUUUACUAUAUCGGUGGUGAAUAAAGAUCCAAAGAAAUCAAAGCAUUUAGAUACGUUAUACGAAUUUUGCAAGAAAGAGCAGGAUUGGGGAUUGAAAAAGAAUAUGGAGUUACCUAAGUUACAUGACGGUUUCAUAGAUGAGUACGACUCUCUUACAAUAAUGGCUCAAGUCCAGGUCAUUAG
Eruca vesicaria subsp. sativa (arugula) is the source of this 428-nucleotide messenger RNA. The record is from the annotation of a GenBank genome assembly. NCBI's taxonomy places the organism in Eukaryota, Viridiplantae, Streptophyta, Magnoliopsida, Brassicales, Brassicaceae.